This is a messenger RNA of Crotalus tigris (Tiger rattlesnake), 2304 nucleotides long. RefSeq names its product iodothyronine deiodinase 3 (gene DIO3). The transcript has a single exon. The record is from RefSeq and is a predicted model, not a curated record. Lineage: Eukaryota; Metazoa; Chordata; Lepidosauria; Squamata; Viperidae. Gene Ontology annotation, molecular function: thyroxine 5'-deiodinase activity.
CUUUGGAAGAAUUUCACUUCGGUCUCGCUUUCCAUCCACGUGCACGGGGGGGGGGGGGGAGAGACCGGGAAAAGAGAAGAGGCAAGAAAGGGGUGACUACUUGCCCGAGGAUGCUUGGGAGGGGGAUCCGGUAGUGGUCGGCGCGGGAGCCAGUCCUCGUCCCAAGCGUUUCAUUGAUUACCCUCGCUCGCUCCCCACGUUUACACCCGAGUGAGCAAUGUUGGAGGAGGAGGAGAGAAGGGCGCCUGUUGCGUCUCUUAUUCUCGGCACGCCCGACCUGCUCGGGAAAAGACCCGGACAUGCCCUAAAGCUGCCUGGCCUGAGAGCGGCCGUUCCCUGCGCCGUGGCACGUCCCCCACACUUCCAAACCGGGUUGGGGCUGGCUCGCUUGCGCGUUCCCUCGGUCCACUCCCCCCCUCCGUCCCCCUGCCUCUCCUUCCCCUUCUCUUGGCCAGUAUAUUUUUAGGUCAUUGGAGUGGAGGGGUAGGUAAUCCCCGGGCUCAGGUUCCAAAGGAGGCGGGUUCCGGCCGGAGGUGGAGUCACUUUUUCAUUUAAAUCCCCGACUAUAAAAUGGGUUUAAGGAGAAGCGGGAUCUCAUCAGUUGAGGCGCCCAGAGGAGCGGUGGGAGUGAGCGGCGUCGGGGGAGGCGAGCGGGAGGCUCGGGACCACAGCGUGGGCGCUCGGCGGAGCUGCUACUCCUGCCGCGGCGAUGCUACACUCCGUGGGCGCCCAGACCUUGCAAGCGCUCAGCCAGGUGGCCGCCUGCGUGCUCCUCCUGCCCCGCUUCCUCCUGACCGCUGUGAUGCUCUGGCUCCUGGAUUUUCUCUGCAUCCGGAAGAAACUCAUGCUGACCGCGGCGGCGACCCUCGGUGAGGAGCAAGAGUUGGCGGCAGAAGACGGCGACUCGAGCGAGGGGACCUGCCCGCCGGACGACCCUCCGCUCUGCGUCUCCGACUCGAACCGCAUGUUCACGUUGGAGUCGCUCAAAGCGGUGUGGCACGGGCAGAAACUGGACUUUUUCAAGGCGGCGCACGUCGGCGCGACGGCGCCCAACCCGGAGGUCGUCCAGCUGGACGGGCGCACGCGGCAGCGCAUCCUGGACUACGCCCGGGGCAAGAGACCGCUGAUCCUCAACUUCGGCAGCUGCACCUGACCCCCCUUCAUGGCGCGCCUGCGCGCCUUCGAGCGCCUGGCCACGCGCUUCGUGGACAUCGCCGACUUCUUGCUGGUGUACAUCGAGGAGGCGCACCCUUCCGACGGCUGGGUCAGCUCGGACGCCGCCUACGACAUCCCCAAGCACCAGUGCUUGCAGGACCGGCUGCACGCGGCUCAGCUGAUGAAGGAAGGCGCGCCGGGCUGCCCGCUGGCCGUGGACACCAUGGACAACGGCUCGAGCGCCGCCUACGGGGCGUACUUCGAGCGCCUGUACAUUAUCCAGGAGCGGAAGGUGAUGUACCAGGGCGGCCGGGGCCCCGAAGGCUACAAGAUCUCCGAACUCAGGCGCUGGCUCGACCACUACAAGAACAGCCUCCGAGCCGGGCCCAGCACCGUGGUAGUCCAGGUGUAAGGAAGAAUCCCCGGCGGAGGGAGGGAACGGGAAGGAAGAGGGAGCUCGAACUCCUUCGCUUUCCUUUCCCGCCCCUUUCCGUAACUCCCGAGAGGCUCUGUGUGAGUUUUCAUGCGAGACAUUAUUCAAAUCAUGUUGAUUUGCCGAGCAUUUGUUAUUGACAUCCAUUUCCACGUGCAGUUUUGUUUCCCUUCUUUUCCUUAUUGCGGGCGUGAGAACGAACAGAUCUCUCUUGCGUGGGGAGGGGGGGGGAACGCGUUUGCUGUUUUUUUUUUGUUUUGUUUUUUUUGAGAGCCUGUUUCUGAGCGUGUGCGUGCACGUGCGGGCUUCGGGUGUACGUGUGCGCGGGUGUUUCCGAUGGGAACGGUCUUCUGUCGUGCACGUGGGUCUGGUGGAGAGAAGUUUCGCGUGCCCAAGCGGUGUGUGUUCUCUCUAUUUUUCCCUCUGCUGUCCUAGCAAAAACCUUGGCUGGAAGUUCUGGCGUUUCUUUAUGAUGACCGGUUUCGAAAUGGUUUUGGAACGCCAGGAAACCGAGUCUGAAAUUGGGAGAUGGCAGAAUUGCCAGUUUUCGUUUUUGAGGAAAAGCAAAACAAAAACAAAAAAAACACAAAAACACCCCACAAGUCUAUUUAUGUGAUCUCUGAGCUGGUGGUAUGUUGAGCUUCUUUUCUCUUUUUUGUAAAAUACCUGUUUUUUAUGAGCUUUUUAUAACAUUAUUAAUAAAGAUGAUUGAAUAA